GGCUGGAGGCAGCCGCGCUGCAGGGGCUGCCCAGGGAGGCGUCCAUGGCGCUCAUGGCGCUCGACGUGGUGGACCCCGACGCUGCCUCGCCCGCCACCCCCGCUGCAGCACACCACGUCCCGGCUGGACCAGUUGCAGCAGCGGAAUCAGCUGGAGCGACAGGGUCGGGAGGGGCAGACGAGGCAGGAGCAGCGGAAGGAGAGGUAGGGGCAACAGAAGAGACAGGAGCAUCAGGGGCAGCAGGGGCAGCAGGGGCAGGGGGCAAGGAGGAAACGCCAGGCGCAGCAGGAGUAUCCCUGGAUCUCCCUUCAGACGCACCUGCAGCAACGGCACUGGGAACGACUGCUGGAGAAGUGGAUGCAGGCGCGACUUCCACGGAUUCAUCUGGGGCAGGCGCAUCUGGGGCGGGGCCAUUCGCGAAUGGCGUGCGCCCCAUUCUGCACGAGGGCAGGCCGCUGCUGGCCGCCCUCAAGCGCGAGAUCUGGGAGAAACCUCCCCCAGGCAGCGCGGUGCCAGCGAGGGCCGAGUUCGCCCUGCGGCGGGAGAUGGUGGAGCAGCGGCAGCGCGAGGGCGUGGUGGUGGUGACGUUCGCCAACCACGCGUUCCUCGACUUCGUGCUCAACUGGGUGCGCCACCUCACCGACCUCGGCGUCCACAACAUCCUCGUCGGCGCCAUGGACACCAAGUUCUUGGAGGCGCUGUGGAGGGAGGGCGUGCCGGUGUUUGACCUGGAGAGCGGCAUGACGUCGGACGACCCGGGGUGGGGCACGCCUGUGUUCCACGCCAUGGGGCGCGAGAAGGUGACGCUCAUCAACGUGUUCCUGUCGCUGGGCGUGCAGCUGCUCAUCUGCGACACCGACACCGUGUGGCUCAGAGGGGCCAGGGGUAGGGCCCAGGCGUGCACCUCAUCAUCUUUCACACCGGCACCGUCUGGCUGCGGCCCCGCCGCUCAGAACCCGCUGCCGUACAUGGCGCGCUACCCCCAGGCGGACGUGCUGACGUCAUCGGACCAUCUGGUGCGGUCGGUGGACGACGAGUCGCUGGAGCACUGGGACCAGGCCCAGGGCGCGUACAACAUAGGCAUUCUGCACUUCCGCCCCACGGACCCGGCAAGGCGCUUUGCGCGCGCGUGGGCGGAGCAGCUGGCUUUGGACGCCAAGGUGUGGGACCAGAACGGCUUCAACGACCUCAUGAGGCAGAAGCUGGGCCCCGACGUCAACCCCGACGCCCACGACAACGUCUUCUGGGCGUUCGACGGCUCGCUCAAGCUCGGCAUCCUGCCCGUCGCACUCUUCUGCUCCGGCCACACCUACUUCGUGCAGCACCUGUACCGGCGGGUGGGCGUGGAGCCGUACGCCAUGCACGCCACGUUCCAGUUCGCCGGCACCAAUGGCAAGCGCCACCGCUUCCGCGAGGCCAUGGCGUUCAUCGACCCCCCGGAGUACUACGACCCUCCAGGUGGCGUGCUGUCAUUCGUUAACAACAUUCCGGAGGAGCUGCUGACAGGUGGCGACCACUCUCUGCAGACGCACUUCAGCCUCGUCAACUACCAGCUCGUCAAUCUCAGAUCAGCGCUCGCCAUCGCCACAAUACUCAACAGAACACUCGUGCUGCCUGCCACGUGGGUGCGGUACGAUCGCAUCUGGUUCCCCCACCCCGGGAUACUGGACGGCACCGACACACCGCAGCCGUUCCUGGCGCCCGCGGACCACGUGGUGGAGGUGCAGAAGAUGCUGCCCGGCGCACUCAAGGAGGACGAGUUCGGCCCCGCCGUGCCCAUCCGCGAGUACUCCUUCCUCGACAACCCACGCACCCCACAAGCGGUGAGUGCUGUGCUCUGCUCUCGCCGCCACCUCUGCCUGGGGCACAUUCCACAUUCCAGCACACAUGCCCCAGCCGUUGCUGCCCCGCGUGGAUCAUGUGCUGGAGGCUCUCCCUGGCUCUCUCACCGCUUCCCCUCUCCCACAUCCCUCCCCUCUGCCACCAUUGCGCAGGUGCUCAAGUCGAAGCUGGCUGUGCAGCUGUGUGACGAGGGCUCGCCCGACUGCCCCUCCACGCCCGAUGGCCCCGCGGACGCCAUUCGCAUGAAGAAGAACACGCGGCAGAACGAGGUGCCGUGGGGUGGAAAGUGGGAGGGCAGGUGGGUGCUGAAGGCAGUGCUGUCGCGUUACUCAGACAUCAAGUGGAUCGAGUUUUCUUCCAUGGUGGACUCCUUUGGAGGCUGGGACGACAAGGCCAUGGAGAGGAAGUUCAGAUGGCGGCUGCGGCAGUAUGUGGGCAUCUGGUGCUGCGUCAAUGCACAGCCAGGGCACAUCUGGUACGACUUGUUCAACGAUGAGAUCCCGGGGUGGAAGCCAAGGCCGCCAGCCAAUUGGACAGAGGACCACCCGCCAUGGGGCAAGGACCAACCGGGUGCCUUAUGA
This is a messenger RNA of Closterium sp. Naga37s-1, 2423 nucleotides long. The record is from the annotation of a GenBank genome assembly. NCBI's taxonomy places the organism in Eukaryota, Viridiplantae, Streptophyta, Zygnematophyceae, Desmidiales, Closteriaceae.